AUUAAUUCCACAUUUUUUUUUGAAAAAUAUUUUUGUUGUUUAUGUUUUCAAAUUUUUUUAAAUAUAAAAAUAAAAUAAAAAAUGUCAAUUCUUGAUAAAGAAUUUAUAGAUAAAUUAUACGAAAUAAUACAAUCCAUAUUGAAAGAAAACGAUACCGCACAACAACAAUGUUUAUUACAACCGAAACAACGAAACGAAAAAUUUUAUUAUCAACAAUUGAAUAAAAAUUUUUGUCAAAAAAUUUUACAAAAAUUUGAAAAUUUAAAUAAUGCUGAACAUCAAACCAAAUUGCAUUCAUGGUUUAAUAGUGAUUUGGAUGUUAUACCAAAUGAAUAUGAAGGUGGUCUGAAGAUCUGGGAAGGAUUAUUCGAUUUGAUUGAUUAUUUUGAACAAAAUAAAUAUGAUUUUAAUCAAUUAUUAUCCAAUAACGAUGAUGAAUUUAGAAUAUGUGAUUUAGGUUGUGGUUCUGGUCUGCUUUCACUAUAUUUAGCUCGAAAAUUACGACAAUUAAAACCCAAUCAAAAAUUUCGUAUCUAUCUCCAAGAUUAUAAUGAACAGGUAAUAAAAUUUUUUACCUGUCCAACAAUUAUCGUUAAUGAAAAAGAAGAAAACAAUUCAUUGGAACAAAUAAAAUUAAAUUAUGAAUUCAUAUGGGGUGAUUGGGAAAAAAUUUCCGAAUUUUUCAUUACAAAUAAAAUUCAUUUCAAUUUAAUCGUUACAGCUGAAACAAUUUAUAAGGAAGAAAAUUUUCCCAAAUUAAUAAAUCUUUUUCAAUCAAAUAUUCAACCAACAAAUGGACGUAUAUUGAUUGCCAGUAAAAGUCAUUAUUUUGGUAUCGGUGGUGGUACUUAUUCAUUUUUAGAUUAUCUUGAUUCAUUGAUCGAAAAUAAAUCAUCAUAUUUAAUGGGUGAUAUUAUUGAAGAAAUUGAUCAAUCAUUACUUCGUCAUAUUAUUGAAUUACGAUUAUCAGAAUCGCAACCUGAAAAACAAUAAUUCAAAAAAUCCAAUCCAAUCAAAUCAAAUCAAUUUUAAUGAUGCUUAUUAUAAUAAUCAAAUAAUUAUGUGUGUUAUGAUGAUGAUUAUAAGGACGUGAUGUUU
Messenger RNA from Dermatophagoides pteronyssinus (European house dust mite), 1098 nucleotides. RefSeq names its product histidine protein methyltransferase 1 homolog. The record is from RefSeq and is a predicted model, not a curated record. Gene Ontology annotation, molecular function: protein-L-histidine N-tele-methyltransferase activity. Gene Ontology annotation, cellular component: nucleus. Gene Ontology annotation, biological process: peptidyl-histidine methylation, to form tele-methylhistidine. Lineage: Eukaryota; Metazoa; Arthropoda; Arachnida; Sarcoptiformes; Pyroglyphidae.